Misgurnus anguillicaudatus (oriental weatherfish) is the source of this 2017-nucleotide messenger RNA. RefSeq names its product free fatty acid receptor 2. NCBI's taxonomy places the organism in Eukaryota, Metazoa, Chordata, Actinopteri, Cypriniformes, Cobitidae. Gene Ontology annotation, molecular function: G protein-coupled receptor activity. Gene Ontology annotation, cellular component: plasma membrane. Gene Ontology annotation, biological process: cellular response to fatty acid; G protein-coupled receptor signaling pathway. The record is from RefSeq and is a predicted model, not a curated record.
UUUUAUAUUGUUUGGAAAAAAAGCAGGAAGCGAAUGUUGCUUCUUUCCUGUCAUGUCACUGUAGGUAUGUCACAAUAAGACCCUUUAUAAGAAGCACAAGCAACGUUUGAGAGCGAAAGUGAUCUGUGACACUGAAUUACUAAGAAAUGGCGUGGACAGUGACUCUCAGUAACCUGGUGUUAGGAGUCUAUGGAUUUACCCUCAUCACAGGUCUUCCUGCCAACCUCCUGGCUUUUUACACCUUCUUCCAGAAGAUUCGCCAGAGGUCCACCCCUAUAGAUAUCUUCCUGCUCAGCUUAACUAUUUCAGACCUGAUCUUCCUCUUUUUUCUGCCGUUUCGCAUGGUCGAAGCCGCAAACAUGCAGUGGACGCUGCCGUACUUUCUCUGUCCGUUGACGGGUUUUGUCUUCUACUCCACCAUCUACAACAGCACCUUUCAUCUGACGGCCAUCAGCGUCGAGCGCUACCUUGGUGUGGCCUUCCCCAUAAAAUACAAGUUAAAACGCCAUCCCAGAAAUGCAGUGAUAGCUGUCGUUUUUUUCUGGUUGUUUUCCUUUGCGCACUGCAGUAUCGUCUACAUCAUGCAAUACCACCAUCAUUCAAACCCGAACAUCACCGACCCAUCCAAGAGGAAUACGUGCUACGAGGAAUUCAGCACGGAACAGCUAAAAAUCCUCCUGCCGGUUCGUCUGGAGCUUUUCAUCGUGCUCUUCUUUGCGCCGUUUCUCAUCUGCUGCUUCUGCUACAUCAAGUUCAUCCACAUCCUCUCCAAUCUACCCAACAUCAAUGCCAAGAAGAGGAUGAGAGCCAUCGGGAUGGCUUUGGGAACGCUGGUGGUCUUCAUUAUCUGUUUCAUGCCUUACAAUGUAUCUCAUGUGGUGGGGUUUGUGGGCGGUUAUAGCCCAGAGUGGCGAGUGCAAGCUUUGCUCACCAGCACGUUUAACGCGUGUCUCGACCCGUUCAUAUUCUACUUCUCUUCUUCUGCACUCAGAGGGACGUUUAAGAAAAUCUUGCGAGAGCUGACCAGGCGGCUGCCGUUACCCUGCUGCCAUUCGCCUCUCUACUGCCCCCUACUGAACUGUGUGAGUACAGAUGAGAGAACUCAGAGCUCUACUGACAGCUCUCCAUAACAUCACAAGCUAAAUACAUUUGGGGAUUUUUGCGUAAAGUUUGCAUUAACUGGCCUGAAUGUGAAGAGGAGGGUAAAUACACUGUUCAAUGCUUCAAAGGAUUAUUUUUUGGACUGAAUUGUAGGGUGCUGAUGCUGAAUGCAAUCCUGAUACAGAUCUGGAUGAUAUUAAGCCUGUAUUACUAUUAUUAAUGAAUAAAAUCGGUCUGCAAAUUAUAUGUUUAUCCCAACCGACAGAUGACUACGGACCAGAUCCGUGCCACAUCUCAUCGGAAGUGUUUCUGAAUAAUUGUAAUUAUUUUUAAGGUUUUUUUAAAUGAUACAUUAAUGUUUACUUUUCCAAACAUAUUUUCUGUGAUCUGUGGUUAUCAGCAAAGAAGCAAGUGGUUUAAGCUUUCAUUUGUUAGUUUUAUCUGUGAGGCUUUACAAUAAUUUACUGAUUUAUCUAAGGUAUAUAUUUUCAAAGUGUUCAUUAUAGUAUUAUAUUGUAUAUUAUUAUUAUUUUGUAGGGCAUUGUUUUUGCGUAUGUUUUUGUCAGGUGAUAUUUUUGGUGAAUUUGCUUCGUCGAGCAAAUGGUAAAACACGCAGGCCGUGUACUUCCAAUCUUUUUUCCUGAUAUGUCCUUUUCACAUUGAAUGUGAAGUAUUUCUGCCAUGGUCUAAAUAUUUUGCACUAUAUAUUUUUUUAAGUAUAUUUUUUUGUUUUGUUCUUUUGUGUCUUCAAUGAUUGGAAAUCUAUUAUUUUACUUGGGAUUUAUAUUUUUUAAGAAAUGAACUGUUUUAUUAUUAAUUGUGUUCGUUUUACAUGUAAAUAUAUACAUUAUAUUUUCAUAUUCAUCAUAACAGCAUUUAUGUACAGAAAACGUUUGAUAUUAAAAACUUAAUGGUU